UGUGAAUAUAGCAAAGUAGGUUUCGAAUAGUCAAAGUCUAAACUGCUAGACUACGCAGUUAUGUGUUUGUUACUUAAUUGACGCCUGAAGUGAGUGAAGAUGUUUUCAGCUUGCUGUCAGUGCAGUAAGAGCAAGAAGAAAUUACUCUUAUUUAUAUGUGAUUUGAGGUUCUCACGGAAGCGAAUGUGAAAAUUGCUUUGUAAUAGAAUGUGGCGUAGUGUAGUAUGGUAGGAAGGUAGUUACGUUUCGGUGUAACAUGCUGCUUCGAUAUUCAGGGUAGAAAAUAGAACCUGCCGCCUCCAUCCUCGGACAGAAGGUGAAUUUAGGAAUUUCUCCAAAGUAUUGAUAUCUUUUUACCAGGCUAUACGGCGUUACAGAAGACUUUGAAUUUUUAGAUUAAAACAUUUUAUAAGUAUAUUCAAAAUCAGCAGUUACUUCUGAGAAGUGCAGUAGAAGAUAAUGACAAUGGCAGCAGAGAGACUGAAGAUUAUUUUUCACCAUCUUCAUGGAAAGCAUGGCAUGUUUGCUCCUAGACCUUCUGAAACUGGAGCAAUAGCAGAACAACCAUCUACAGAAAAUUUCAAGUACACCACAGACAAUUCAUUACUCAGCUAUAACCAGAGGACUUUUUAUGAAGAAAAUGGUUACCUUGUGAUACCACGUCUAGUUGAAGAUGAACUCAUAGAGGAAUGUCGUCAAAGGUUUGUUGAUAUCUGUGAAGGCCAUGUGCCACAAGGACAUAUGACCCUGAUGAAGGAUAUUUCACUAAUCAAGACAAAUGCAACAGGUCAAUACUUGUAUUACAAGGUGCAAGAUAUUGUUUGGGACGAUGUUUUCUCAAAGUAUAUUCUACAUCCAAAGGUGCUGGAUUAUGUGGAAUGUUUCACAGGUCCCAACAUCAAAGCAAUGCAUACUAUGCUUAUCAACAAACCUCCAGAUUCAGGAAAGUUGACAUCAAAACAUCCACUACAUCAGGAUCUACACUACUUCCCAUUCAGACCUCCUGAAUGCAUUGUGGCUGCAUGGACUGCAAUGGAGAGAGUGAACGAAGAUAAUGGUUGUCUGGUUGUGAUUCCAGGAACCCAUAAGGGAGAACUACUGACACAUGAUUAUCCAAAGUGGGAUCAUAAAGUUAACAAAGCAUUCCAUCGAGUUGAAGGAUUUGCUGAUCAUCCAUUGGUAGCGCUUCCAAUGGAAAAGGGAGAUACUGUUUUCUUCCAUCCACUUCUUAUUCAUGGCUCUGGUAUUAACAAGACUAAGGGUUUCCGUAAAGCAAUUUCCUGCCAUUAUGCAGCUUCAGAAUGCUAUUAUAUUGAUGUGGAAGGAACAACACAAGAAAAUAUUGCCAGGGAGGUUCAGGAGAUGACAUCUCGCAAGGGAAUUGAACUUGACUUCCAGACUGUGUGGAAGAUUAGGGGGCGAAUGGUACGAGGAAAGGAACUGACAUUGUAAGCUGUCGAAGAAUGUUCUUCACUGGAUAACAGCAAGAUGAAGGGUUCAGCAUUUUAAUCCAGGCUGCUGUGCUGUGCAUGAGAGCAAGUAUUGCAGGAGCAGUGUCUGUCUGAUAGGGACACUGAUAAGAAGGGUGACAGCACCAAGCAUCUCACUCAUCCACUCACUCACAGCUCCUGUUUGAAUAGUCAUGUGUUUCUUUAAUCUGUACUACUGUUACCAGGCUGCCAACUGGGCAAAAUAAUUCAGUAGGUAAGGGAAAGUUGUCCCUGUGCUUAAUUAAUUAACCACUAUGCCAUGUACACAUAUGAGGGGGGUGGAGGUAUAACUCCACCAUUCUUAACCUCAGCACUAGAUGGUGGUGAGUGGUCAGUUCCAACCCCUGCCAUAUUCCCCCCCCCGGGAAAGAGCCCCAGUAUUUACUGGAUAGGAGGCUAGAUUAAACAGAAAUACUGAUCAAAUUCCACACUACCCUUAUAUCACAACUAAGACAAUUUUGGAUUUGUAUGGCAAAUACAAUGUAUGCUCAUGUCUCAUAACAUGCACAUACAUUUGUUUAGUUAGGAAGCUGAUAGACAGGGAUCAGUAUCACAUUCCUUGGCACAGUUAUAUGAACUACAUCUAAAUCAUUUGUUAGGCAGCAGCAACUUAACAUCAGGUACAUCAAAUAUCUGGCAAGAGACUGGCUAGCUAACAUUUGUUUUCCACACUCCAAAAACAAACAUUCAAGGACACUGUCCUAGAACAGCCUACAGUCUUCCAGUUACAUCAUUCAUACAUAUCAUUCAAAACUGCUGAUAAAUAGCAAACAAGGACAUCUAUAAUUUUUUAUAUUGUUCCAUUAAUGUUUUUUAAUUAGCAUUUCAUUGUCCACUGAUGUGUGUCUAGGUGGGAUAUCUUAUGACCUCUUUCUUGUUUCUCCUCCCAUAAUCACUCCUCUUGUACCUGUUUUCAUUCUUUUCUUGCACUCACUUUCAGGUCUCUUCUCAGUUGGUCUCUCCAACCUGUCCCCCCCCCCUCCCCAGUUGUUUAUCAAGCAUCUUCAUUUAUGAUGCUCUCAAGAGAACCUCACUGCUAUCCAUUGGUAACAUGCCUACCCCAGUGUAUGAUAUCUGAUAGGCAACAAGACUCAUUCACUUUGCACAUGAAUUCCAUUUCUGCCACGUCUGGAAACAUUGUAGGACACCCUUUCCUGAUUCAAAAUCCAUUCAAUUCAAUAUGCCGGAUUUUCCAAUUCUCGUAGUUCUUAUAGGUGUUGUAUCCUGACACUCUUGAGGAGAAUAUUGCGAUUUCAUAUCCUUAAUCUUAACACUGUUCUGUUCCUUGGAUCGAUGUACCCUGGCUGAGCUAAGCAUGAUGAGUGCAAAUCCAUGGGUGGUACUGUACAAUUUUUUUUAAAGCUUGUAACAAGUAACAACAAUCUAACCUUUGUACCCUCAAGAACAGACUGUAUAAGCUUAGACAGUGCCGGCUCUCAAACUUAUAGCAGAGACCAGUCUUGACAUGGACUGGGUUACACUCAAAAAUAAUCAAAAGGCACCUGCAUAUCAAUCUGCUGUAGUCAGGUACAUGUCAGCAAACAGACGCACUCUCUGAAAGUUUCCAGUCUUCACAAACAGCACCUCAGCACACCCUCAGUACUAUGUCACUGCAGAGUAUGGAAGUCCGUAACAAUGUAUCAACAUACUGCUUACUGAAAAUAACAUUGGAGAAAUGCUGAGUUACAAAUAAACAAACGUUCUGGAUAUUCGCUGCUUGAAAGUGUAUGUCACAUCCAUCAUCUUUCAUAAUGAAUGAAUAUACCUGAUGACCUUCAUAAUUUUUCUAAUACUGAUGGUACAUUUGUACAUCGUAACCUUAUGUAAUAAUAAUAAUAAAAUUUUUAUAAAGACA
This is a messenger RNA of Cryptotermes secundus, 3345 nucleotides long. RefSeq names its product phytanoyl-CoA dioxygenase, peroxisomal. The record is from RefSeq and is a predicted model, not a curated record. Lineage: Eukaryota; Metazoa; Arthropoda; Insecta; Blattodea; Kalotermitidae. Gene Ontology annotation, biological process: fatty acid alpha-oxidation. Gene Ontology annotation, molecular function: phytanoyl-CoA dioxygenase activity. The transcript is spliced from 9 exons. Bases 460 to 1452 code for a protein of 330 amino acids.